GCCACCCCUCCAGCAGCCACUGUGUCCUGUCAGUCAUCCUGAAAUACACUGGAGAGCUUGUCAGAAAGUCCCUUGUAGGUGCCUCAGAAGCCAAAUAGUGAGGCGUAGCAGUUGCACUGUAGUUCCUAACACAAGGAAAUUACAUAGACAGUUGUUUUAGUGCUGAAUAUGGACCGUGUAUAUUCUAGGAUAGGUGAAAUGUCAACAAAAGUGCCAAGCAUUAAACUGAAAAUUGAUCCUCGGGAUCUGCAGAUCCAGACCUUUACAGUGGAGAAAUUACUGGAACCAUUGAUAAUUCAGGUUACAACACUAGUGAACUGUCCACAGAAUCCUUCUAGUAAGAAAAAGGGCCGUUCCAAAAGAGCUCGUGUCGUGUUAGCGUCUGUGGAAGAAGCCACAUGGAAUCUGUUGGACAAGGGGGAAAAAAUUGCCAAGGAAGCAAUUGUGUUUAAAGAAGAGCUUCAUGCAGCACUUGCUGAUGUCCAGAAAGAGAGUCAAGCCUUAAAGGUAUCAGCAGAGGCAUUUACCAGUGAUCCCUGCUAUCUGCCUAAGAGGCAAGCUGUUGUCCAAACAGCACGAUGUCUGCUUACAGCUGUCACAAGGCUUCUAGUUCUGGCGGACAUGGUUGAUGUGGCAUACUUACUGGAACAUUUAACUGUGUUUCAAAGAACAUUUGAAUCUUUAAGAAAUGUAUCCAGUAGAUCUGAUCUACAGAAAAUCUACCAGAAGUUUCGAAAAGACCUGGAAAAUCUUGAUUAUUUGGCACACAAGCGUCAGCAGUACCUAGAAAUGCGACAAGAUCCAAUGGGUGGAAGUCUGAAAAGUUAAAACCAGAAAGCGCAUGAAUGUUUUUGAGAAUAAACUACUGAGAUGGCUUAGUUAAGAACUACAGUACAUUAAUCAUUGCUUGUAGCCUUUAUAUCCAUAAUCCAUGCCUUUCUAAAAGAUGUGCAGCAACCGAGAUGCAAAUCAAAGGGCAUAAAAGGUUUUUGAGGCUUACACUAUCCAAUGAAUUUGAAUUAGAAUAUUUUUUUUUUCUCUAGACUUAAGAAUGACAGUGUAUUUUGGUUGUGUAUUUGGGAAUAAUGCUAAAAUUAUGUCUUUCGAAUUGCCAUCUUGGAUUAAUAAAUGAGUGAGUUUGUUUACUUUUGUAUUUACCACUCUGACACUCUCUACUCUUCUGGAGGGUUGGAUGUGUUGGUUUCUUGUUCAGGAAUUUUUAAACAAGUAUAGCACUUCAGAGUAUAGAUAUGUAGGCAUCUGAUUCGCAUAGACUUUUCUGAAGAUGCCUUCUUUCUUUCCUUCUUUAAUAUUUAGCCAUGCUAUAUAAAUUAUAAAAUGAGAGUAUAGGUUGUAUUUCCAGUAUUUUAGCUUAUUAUUUCCCCUUGACGUAAAAACAUCUAUUAUGUUGUUGUGUAAUUAAAAUAAUUGAUUUAUGCAUUCAUUAAAAGCAAACAAUGAAUCAGUCUCAGUAGCUAAGAGAGUAAAAAGUUGUGACAAACCUGUUUCCAGCCACCUGAUAUGUCUUGGUAGUUCUAUGAUUAUAACUCUAUAAUGUAGCCAUUGCUUCUGUGUGUCAUGGGGAUGAAGAGGUUUUUCUUUCCCCUGCUCUGCUAAAAGUGCUGAUAUGCCCCUGGUUACAAUUUUUUGGUAUGCAUUCUGUGUAGUGGGGUGGAAGACUUUUGCAUCCCCCGUCAACUUUGCCACUGCGUGCACCAUAGUUUUAUAGCUAAGAUCUUUAGUUGGAUUUUUCUCUAAUGCUAGUCGUGCAUGAUUUUAAGCUGC
This is a messenger RNA of Pezoporus occidentalis (night parrot), 1785 nucleotides long. Its product is annotated as catenin alpha-3-like. The transcript is spliced from 6 exons. Gene Ontology annotation, molecular function: cadherin binding; beta-catenin binding; actin filament binding. Gene Ontology annotation, cellular component: adherens junction; fascia adherens. The coding region runs from base 169 to 828 and encodes 219 amino acids. Lineage: Eukaryota; Metazoa; Chordata; Aves; Psittaciformes; Psittacidae. The record is from RefSeq and is a predicted model, not a curated record. Gene Ontology annotation, biological process: cell migration; cell-cell adhesion.